Molecule: messenger RNA, 288 nt
Organism: Kwoniella mangroviensis CBS 8507
Lineage: Eukaryota; Fungi; Basidiomycota; Tremellomycetes; Tremellales; Cryptococcaceae
Exons: 1
Coding region: 1-288 (95 amino acids)
Source: RefSeq, a predicted model, not a curated record
AUGAAAACCCGAGUCAACACCAUCUGUCCCGGUAUCUUCCCUUCUAAGAUGACAGGUGUCACAGUUGGUAAACACAGCUACAACAUCAAUCACCAUGCUGAAAAGGCAGCUCUAGGAUGUAAGGCCGGCAGACCUGGUCGACCGGAAGAGAUGGUCGGACCUGUCUUGCUGCUCUCCAGUCCCGCUGGGGGUUAUAUGAACCAUGCGCUGCUGACCGUAGAUGGAGGAAGAUUGAUGGGUGCUAAUAUCAAUGAUGGAAUCAGGAUGCCAGAGAAAUCUUACACGUGA